This is a messenger RNA of Rhea pennata, 2217 nucleotides long. RefSeq names its product septin 10 (gene SEPTIN10). Gene Ontology annotation, biological process: intracellular protein localization; cytoskeleton-dependent cytokinesis. Gene Ontology annotation, molecular function: GTPase activity; GTP binding; molecular adaptor activity. The transcript is spliced from 10 exons. Gene Ontology annotation, cellular component: cell division site; microtubule cytoskeleton; septin ring. The coding region runs from base 66 to 1358 and encodes 430 amino acids. The record is from RefSeq and is a predicted model, not a curated record. Lineage: Eukaryota; Metazoa; Chordata; Aves; Rheiformes; Rheidae.
CUCACCGCGGUCCCGGCUCGGUCCCGCCCCUCCGCGGGCCUCCCCGCCCGCCUCCUCCCGGGGCUAUGGCCGCCUCCCACGCCGCGCGGCAGCCGCAAAAUGAUGGCUGUCGAUCCUUGUCCCUAUCUGGUCAUGUUGGUUUUGACAGUUUACCAGAUCAACUGGUUAACAAAUCCAUCAAACAGGGUUUCUGCUUCAACAUUCUUUGUAUUGGGGAAACUGGAACUGGGAAAUCAACCUUGAUAGACAGUUUGUUUAAUACCAGUUUUAAUGACCCUGUGUCAACACAUUUUCAACCGAAUGUAAGACUUAGAGCCCGGACAUAUGAACUCCAGGAAAGUAAUGUUCGUCUGAAACUCACCAUUGUAAACACGGUGGGGUUUGGUGACCAGAUAAACAAAGAAGAUAGCUAUCAGCCAAUAGUGGAUUAUAUAGAUGCACAAUUUGAAGCCUAUCUCCAGGAAGAACUGAAAAUUAAGCGUUCUUUACAUAGCUACCAUGAUACUCGCAUCCAUGUCUGCCUCUAUUUCAUUUCACCUACGGGCCAUUCCCUUAAAACUCUAGAUUUGUUAACCAUGAAGAGUCUUGACAGCAAGGUGAACAUUAUACCAAUUAUAGGCAAAGCAGACUGCAUUUCUAAAACUGAGUUACAGAAGUUCAAGGUCAAACUUAUGAGUGAAUUGGUUAGUAAUGGUGUCCAGAUAUACCAGUUUCCAACUGAUGAUGAAACUGUUUCUAAAAUUAAUGCCAUCAUGAAUGGACAUUUACCAUUUGCUGUAGUAGGAAGCACAGAAGAGGUCAAAGUUGGAAACAAAAUGGUGAAAGCUCGUCAGUACCCGUGGGGCAUUGUGCAAGUGGAAAAUGAGAACCACUGUGACUUUGUAAAGCUUCGUGAGAUGCUUAUUUGCACAAAUAUGGAAGACUUAAGAGAACAGACUCAUGCACGACAUUACGAGCUGUACAGACGCUGCAGACUGGAGGAGAUGGGCUUCAGAGACACUGGCCCUGAGAAUAAACCAGUCAGUCUACAGGAGGCCUAUGAGGCGAAGAGGCAUGAAUUCUACAUUGAGAUGCAGAGGAAAGAGGAGGAGAUGCGACAAGUGUUUGUGCAGAGAGUGAAGGAAAAAGAAGCAAUAUUGAAAGAAGCAGAACAAGAAAUACAGGCUAAAUUUGAACAUCUUAAGCGAUUGCAUCAAGAAGAGAGACUGAAACUAGAGAAAAACAGAAGAGUUCUAGAAGAUGAAAUGGCUAUGUUUAUUAAGAAGAAAGCUGCUGCUGAAUUACUCCAAACACAAGCAUUGGUCUCUACACCUGUUGUUAAUUUGAAGAAAGACAAAGACCGCAAGAACUUUACGUAAUACUGAUGAGAGAAGAAGCAAAAGUUGAUAAUUUCUCUCAAGGAAGCUAUGAUUCACAAAGGGCUUUUGAAGGGGAAGGAGUUGCUGUUUUUUACUGAAAGAAUGUGGAAAAUGUCUCUUAUUACUGCAGGCUACAAGAGAAGAGUUUUUAGGUAUGAUCUGUAUGCAUAUGGUGCUGUGAUUACUGUCACAUUAAUAUGUCUUCAUGGACUUUCUGUUAUGCAGAUAUCUUGUUCUGCACUUGCUUACAUACAUGUGGCCAAAUUGCAUUCAAUUUUUAUGCAUUGUUCAAAAGAAAAUGACCAUGCCAUAAACUGUUUAACUCAUAAUAUGAAUGAAAUGAAUGAAAACUUGUAAUAUGAAUGCAGUAGUACGGAAGUGUUCAGUGAAUGUAUCUAAUAUAACCUAUCUAAAGAGGUAUUUUUAUAUGAUAUGGUAUGCUAAUCUACUACAUAAUAUUUAAUACAAAUGUUGACAUAAUUCAACCACUUACCAAUUUUUGCUGACAAGGAUUCUUUUAUAAUUUUAUAAAUAAACACUGCCCUAUCUUUUGGAUAUAAUCUUUCUAAUCCAAAUUCAUCAGAUAUUUUUGUGGUGCUGCUGUGUUACAUGCUAGAUUAUCUGACAUUACUAACUUAAUUUGGAAAGUAUCUAUAACAAUGCUUGUGACUUUGCAGUCACUGCAAGAAACCAAACUUUACAAAAAGCAUUAACUUCAAGAACUUCAGGGUAAAGCAAGUUUAAAACAGUUUAUAUAUUUCUAGUAGUUAUAAUAACUAAUUGGAAACAUGCUAUAAAAAGUGCAAUUCUCUGAAUUCUUUUUGUAUGGCUACUUUAAAAUAUUAACUUGAGAGAAAUA